This is a messenger RNA of Protopolystoma xenopodis, 786 nucleotides long. The record is from the annotation of a GenBank genome assembly. NCBI's taxonomy places the organism in Eukaryota, Metazoa, Platyhelminthes, Monogenea, Polystomatidea, Polystomatidae.
AUGCCGGAUCCUGUGUGCUUCAAUGAAGAUAGAGGCUUUCUAACAUCCCCUGACCCGUAUUUGCCCUCAUCAACUGCACUGCCAUCUCUGCAGAUCCCCUCAGUUUGUAAGCGCUCUUACAACCUCCUUUUAUCCAAUCCGACGGCAUCACGUGGCUUUGGUUUACCCAGUGGGGAGCAAAUGAUUCGGUUGUACGUUUUCUCUGCCUUUUCCAGCCAUACUGCACUGUCUGAAGAGGCGGAAGAACAAGCCUCCACCGAGUCAUGGGAGUCUGCUCGGCAUCAAACCAACUUUAUUCCAUCCAAAGUCCAAGUUGGCUCACUUUCACCUGGGGCUGAUUCUCAAAACUUAGCAGCCGCAGGUAGCGAAGAGCUAAGAGAAGAUGUGUGCUUUGUAGAGACUGAGUCAUCUGUCCCUGAUGAGCGCUCUUCACGAGGCGGAUCAUAUCUUGCAGAAAAAGUAAGCAAGCCAUUGUCGUGUGCAGGACAGCCCAGAGUAGUACAAAAGCCUUUGGCUAUGCUUUGGUCGCCUAUACUCUACCGAAUAACAGCCAAUCGAGCUGCCGAUAGAGAUGGAUUAUAUGCAACCCCUGAUAUGAGCCCUACAUGGGCCACAGCUGGCUGCCGGCGGACAUCAAUAGGCGCCAACAGCACUGGUAACGGAGUUGUAACAAACGGAAGCAAAAGCUCAUCGGCGAUAACAGCCGAUUCUGUGGCACACGCUAAACGCUUACAAGCAGAUGAGUUUGCUGGCUACGAAACACAGUCUAGCCUGGUGAGUGCCUGA